Messenger RNA from Stegostoma tigrinum, 1849 nucleotides. RefSeq names its product methylthioribose-1-phosphate isomerase 1 (gene mri1). The transcript has 6 exons. Bases 321 to 1412 code for a protein of 363 amino acids. Gene Ontology annotation, molecular function: S-methyl-5-thioribose-1-phosphate isomerase activity. Lineage: Eukaryota; Metazoa; Chordata; Chondrichthyes; Orectolobiformes; Stegostomatidae. The record is from RefSeq and is a predicted model, not a curated record.
AAGGGAACUGUAACAAUUGUGUUCAGUGAGCUGAAACAAAUGGAUUCAGAGUGAACUGUAACAAUUGUAUUUAGAGUGAGCUGUGACAGUUACAUUCAGAGUGAGCUGUGGCAGUUGGAUUUAGCGUGAACUGUAAUAAUUACAUUCAUAGUGAGCUGGAACAAUUGCAGUAAGGAGUGAACUGGGACAAUGUAGAAAACACGGGUUACACUGUCAGUUCCGCUAGGAGCCGGAUCAGCGCCUGUGUGCUUCCCGACUCGACACCGAGCGGAGCCUGCACUUUCCUCCCCGGACACAGACCCGCAGCUGCCCCGGCAGCAAUGAGCCUGCAGGCGGUGAGGUACCGGCGGGGCAGCCUGCAAAUCCUCAACCAGAGGUUGCUGCCGGAGCACAGUGUGUACGAGGAGAUCCCCGACGUGCAGGCUGCAUGGAGGGCCAUCAGGGAAAUGCAGGUGAGGGGUGCCCCUGCCAUCGCGAUCGUCGGCUGCCUGAGCCUGGCCGUGGAACUACACCAGAGGGAGGAAGGGGCCAGUAGGGAAGACCUGGCCAGCUUUGCGCUCGAGUCGCUGGGGCAUCUCGUGACCUCCAGGCCCACGGCGGUGAAUAUGGCGCGGGCGGCGCAGGAACUGUCCGACUUUGUGACGCGUGAGGUCAAACGGCCGGACUCCACGGCAGAGAGCUUCAAAGAAAAUCUGAUUUGCAGAAUCGAGGCCAUGUUGGACAAGGACAUUCAGGACAACAAAAGUAUCGGGAAUCACGGGGCCAAGCACAUCAUCUCCAGGGCGAAAACGGAGAAAGUAAUUAUCCUCACGCAUUGUAACACUGGCUCACUGGCAACAGCGGGAUAUGGAACAGCGCUGGGUGUCAUCCGCUCGCUGUGGUCCAUGGGUUGUCUGGAACAUGUUUACUGCACAGAGACUCGGCCGUACAAUCAGGGGGCCAGGCUCACGGCCUACGAGCUGGUGCAUGACAAGAUCCCAGCCACACUCAUUGCUGAUAGCAUGGUCUCCAUGGCGAUGAAGGAGAAGGGGAUAUCAGCUGUUGUGGUGGGGGCGGACCGUAUCGUGGCCAACGGAGACACAGCCAAUAAGAUUGGGACCUACCAGCUGGCCAUCGCGGCUCUGCACCAUCGCAUUCCUUUCUACGUGGCAGCCCCCAGCUCGUCGUGCGACCUGACUCUGGAGAGCGGGGGGCAGAUCGUCGUCGAGGAAAGGCCCGGCAAGGAACUGACAGAUUUCAACGGAGCCCGCAUCGCUGCGCCAGGUAUCAAUGUGUGGAACCCUGCAUUUGAUAUUACACCUCACAGCCUCAUCACGGCCGGAAUUAUUACAGAGUUUGGAGUUCAUGAACCUGGAGAACUUCGGAAAGCAUUGACCGAUAAUGCACAUCGGGACACGAGCCACACUUGUUAAUUGUACACUUCCUCUUCGCCUCUUCCUCCCCAUGUCCCUUGUUGCUCUCACAUUUGUUUGUUUUCAAUCUGAGGCCUUUCUUAAUUCGUCCUGAAUGCCCGCUCAUUACUCAAGUUUCUCUUAUAUCCCCAAACCCAAGUAUUCAAUGCGUGUUCCCUGCCUGUUGAAAAUCAUCAACAUUAGCCACUGACACAGGGCAGUGAAAUGGUUAGCACUGCUGCCUCACAGCGUCGGGGACCCGGGUUCAUUUCCUCCCUCAAGCGACUGCCUGUGUGGCGUUUCCAUAUUCUCCCUGUGACUGCCUGGGUUUCCGCCAGGUGCUCCGAUUUCCUCCCACAGUCCAAAGAUGUACAGGUUAGGUGGAUCGGCCAUGGGAAAUUGUCCAGAGAUGGGUUGGUUACGUUUGGCCGUGGGAAACGUAGGGUUACGUGGACAGG